Messenger RNA from Trypanosoma rangeli, 576 nucleotides. Its product is annotated as transmembrane emp24 domain trafficking protein 2. Lineage: Eukaryota; Euglenozoa; Kinetoplastea; Trypanosomatida; Trypanosomatidae. The record is from RefSeq and is a predicted model, not a curated record. The transcript has a single exon. The coding region runs from base 1 to 576 and encodes 191 amino acids.
AUGUUCCGCGUGACGGACGGCGGCUCCUUUGACAUCGACGCCGUCAUGUACGCCACGACGGUGGCCCCGCUGCAUGACGUGGAGGAGACGACGCGGAUCCACUACCAUGGGCCCCUCAUCGUGAUGCGUGAGAACACGACGACAACUGUGGUGAACGAGUGGCGGCGGGCGAACGAGGGCAGCCAAACGUACACUGCCCCCACCGCAGCGGAGACGAAGCACGGGCUACCGGCUGAGGUCACAGUGUGCUUUGACAACUCCUUUUCGCGUGUGUCGCCGAAGUGGCUGUUGUUUCAGUUUCUGAAACGCGACCUGAUUGAGCUGGACCCCGAGACCACCGCCCGGACGGAGGCGGCGGUUGAAAAGACGCUGUACAAGCACGGCACGGUGCUGUUCGAGCUGGCCACCGUGACAGAGCAGAUGCGGCAAAUGAGGGAGCUGGACCGCGUGCGGCACGCGUCCCUUGUCCACAUCAUCACGGGUGGCUUGGUGGGGAACAUUCUGAUCCUCGCGAUCAUGGCGGCGUACCAAUAUCUCACCCUCACCCGCUUCCUCGCCCACCGUCGUGCAAAGUAG